Penicilliopsis zonata CBS 506.65 is the source of this 1625-nucleotide messenger RNA. RefSeq lists its product as hypothetical. Gene Ontology annotation, biological process: transmembrane transport. NCBI's taxonomy places the organism in Eukaryota, Fungi, Ascomycota, Eurotiomycetes, Eurotiales, Aspergillaceae. Gene Ontology annotation, molecular function: transmembrane transporter activity. The record is from RefSeq and is a predicted model, not a curated record. The coding region runs from base 147 to 1625 and encodes 492 amino acids. The transcript has 7 exons.
CGCAGACGGCCACCCGGAACGAUGAUCGCAAUACGAGUCAAGAAGCCCUGUCCGACGACAGUGGUCCAUACUUUUAUGGAUUGCAUUUGCUGACUGCAUGUUUUGGACUCGGAUUCAGUCUUUUCCUACCCAGCGUCGAAACCGCGAUGGUCAGCACCUCGUUGAUAUCCAUCACCGAUGACCUCGAUCAAUUCUGGCAGAGCAGCUGGGUGAUCACUGCAUACCUCUUGACAUACACGGGAUUCCUCAAGGUGUGGACGAAACUGAACGAUGCCUUCGGCACUAAACCAGCCUUGCUAGCUGCAUUGACAAUAUUCAUCGCGUUCUCUGGAGGGUGUGGAGCGUCACAGACCAUGAGUCAAUUAAUCAUAUGUCGGGCGUUUCAAGGCGUAGGCGGGUCGGGCCUCUACUCGCUCAGCCUAUUCGCAUUUGUUCGCAUCGCAGCCCCCAGCAAAAGUUAUAUUGUGAGCAUAGUAGCCGGUUCGGUGGUGUCUCUGGGCCUCAUGCUCGGAUCAAUCUUUGGAGGAGCGUUGAGCUCCGUGCAUGCAUGGCGAUGGAUAUUUCUUUUCCAUGUUCCCGUUGGCGCGAUUGCCUACGUGCUUAUCUGCAUUUCCAUCCCGACUCACUUCCCCCGUCACUGUGAGGACCCGCCUGCAUAUGCAAGUUUCCGCGAGAUGAUACACGACAAGAUACCGAGCCUGAAAACCCUGGAUCUCUUCGGGAUGGGUCUCCUUCUGGCCGCGUCCUUUCUCCUUGUCGCAGCCCUGACCGAAGCAGACGUGCGCUACGGCUGGUCUUCAGGAUCCACCAUCGUAUGCCUUGGUCUGUCGGGUGUGGCCUGGGUAGGCCUGUUCGCCUGGCAAUGGUCUAUCGGUCAGGAACAGGACAAGGCAAACCUUGAGUCUCUGAUUCCAUGGUCCUUGAUACAGAACCGAGUCCGUUUAGCCGUCGUACUAGGCUUCUUCCUGACCGGAUCUGCGAUGAUGAUCACGCUGAUUCAGAUCCCCCAGCGCCUGCAGCUCGUCAACCAACUUACCCCUCUAGACGCCGGGGUGAGGAUCCUGGCCUACACGGCCGUGCAGCCUCUCGGAACGAUGCUUACCACCAUCCUGGCCAACAACUUCAGGAUACCCUUUGUCUAUAUUCUGCUUCUAGGCGCUUCUCUGCAAACCAUCGGGAUGUUCCUGUAUUCAGAAAUUACGACCUCGUCGCAUCUCUGGCCGGGCCAGUAUGGAUAUUUUGUCAUGACAGGGUUGGGGAUGGGCACCUCCAUUGCGUGUCUGUGUAUGAUGGUUCCGCAGGUGAUAAGGACGGAAGAUCAGCGCCCAGCGAUAGGAACAACAUUACAACUCCGCACUCUCGGAGGUGCCCUGGGAGUCGCCAUCGCCAAUAGUGUUUUCCGGCGUUAUAUCAUGUCCCAUGCAUCUCAGAGUCUUGAUUUGAAGGCAUUGUUUGAUGUCGCUAAAGACAUCCAUGAUCGAGUAUCGAGCACUCAGUCCUCGACGACCCUCGUCUUUGCAGAGGCUUAUAACAUGCAGAUGAAGGUAGUGGGCGCCCUCUCUGCUGCACAGAUUCUGGUUGCUCUCCUGGCUUGGAGGCGCGAGCAAGUGCUAUUAGAUAGAUAG